Molecule: messenger RNA, 1918 nt
Organism: Mesoplodon densirostris (Blainville's beaked whale)
Lineage: Eukaryota; Metazoa; Chordata; Mammalia; Artiodactyla; Ziphiidae
Gene: RRP1
Product: ribosomal RNA processing 1
Exons: 11
Coding region: 86-1396 (436 amino acids)
Biological process (GO): rRNA processing
Cellular component (GO): preribosome, small subunit precursor; preribosome, large subunit precursor; nucleus
Source: RefSeq, a predicted model, not a curated record
AGCCGGCGCGGUCAUGUGACAUCACGUCGUGCGCCCAGGCGAAGUGGUGGGGUGGCUGAUACCCUGGGGUCUCGGCGCGGUUGCCAUGGGUCCGCGGGUGCAGCUCCCGCCAGAAAUCCAGCUGGCGCAGCGCCUGGCAGGGAACGAGCAGGUGACCCGAGACCGGGCGGUGAGGAAACUUCGGAAAUACAUUGUCGCCAGGACUCAGCGGGCCGAAGGUGGUUUCACUCAUGAUGAGCUGCUAAAGGUGUGGAAAGGACUGUUCUAUUGUAUGUGGAUGCAGGACAAGCCACUCCUCCAGGAGGAACUUGGCAGGACCAUUUCCCAGCUCAUCCACGCUUUCCAGAGCACAGAGGCACAGCACCUGUUCCUUCAGACAUUCUGGCAAACCAUGAACCGCGAGUGGAUGGGCAUCGAUAGGCUGCGCCUGGACAAGUUCUACCUGCUCAUGCGGAUGGUCCUGCACGAGUCACUGAAGGCCCUGAAGACACGCGGAUGGGACGAGAGACAGACCGAGCAGCUGCUGGAGCUGCUGAUGACGGAGAUCCUGCACCCCGACAGCCAGGCCCCCAGCGGAGUGAAGAGCCACUUCGUCGAGAUCUUCCUGGAGGAGCUGACCAAAGUGGGCGCCCACGAGCUGACGGCGGACCAGAACCUCAGGCUCAUUGGGCCCUUCUGCACGGUUGCCGCCCGGACUCAGGACUCCCUGGUUUUGCACAACAUCACCCGAGGCAUCUUUGAGGCGAUUGUGGAACAGGCCCCGCUGGCCAUCGAGGAUCUCAUGAAGGAACUGGAGGAGGAGCAGGACGGGGACACGCCGUCCAGGGAGCCCCCUGAAGGCUCCGUCAGUGGGGCUGAGCCUGACCCGGGCCAGGAGCAGGCGGGGGACGACGAGGAGGAGGAGGACGGCGCCGGCACCAUCCUCCAGUUCGACUACGAGGCCGUUGCCAACAGACUGUUCGAGGUGGCCAGUCGCCAGGACACCCCUCCGCAGAACCGGAAGCGCCUCUACAAAGUGAUCCGGAAGUUGCAGGCCCUCUCGGAAGGUGAGCAUUGGGCCGCCAGGCCUAGACGGCAUCUUGUCCUCUUGGGAGUGGAUCGGGUGGCGUGUUCUCGCACAGCGUGGAUGGGUGCACAGAGGCCGGAGGUGGUGUUUCUCUGGGGGAGGCAGGCUGCGGGCCUCAGCGGCCCUUGUCCUAGUGAAGCCCGGGGGAUCUCAGGGCUGAGUGUGCGGGAGGGGCUGACCUGGCACCCAAGGACCUGCAUUUCCAGUAAGUGCCCAGGCCCGCCGCCCUGCUGCUUGGCGCUGCUGCGCCCAGCUCCACUUCUCGGUGUGUGGCUGGUGGAGCCGGCGUGGCUUGUUCUGAAAGGCAGUUUCCUAGAAGGUUUAAGAUAGAAGAUGUAAGCGUUUUUCCCCCAACAUUUCAUUAUAAAACAUUUUAGACACGUGGCAAAGUCGUAAAGGACGUUACAGUGCAUACCUGCAUGUCCACCACCUCGGUUCCGCCAUCAGUUUAGUGGACUUGUUUUCCCGUGUUUCUGCCUCCCCCCCGCCCACCCCUCAGUCAGGUUGUACUCCCAAAUACUUCAUGCUGGGGUAGUGUUUUUUAGGUGAAAUGUACGUUCAGUGGAACGCACGAAUACUGGGUGCAUCUGGUGGGCUUAGACUGACGCCCACACCUGUGUGACUCAAACCCACCGGGACCCAGAACGGUCACCUGCCCCUUUCCAACAUAAGCGUCUGUAGGAUGGAGCGAGACGUGUCCCAGCGCUGCAGGAACCGGCUCUUCCGGGCGCCGUCUGUCGCUGCCCAGGGAGCUGCCCGCAGCUGUGGCGGAGUCCGGCCGGGGCCUCCUUGCCCGCAGUGGUGCUGGUGGCAGUGGACACACAGACCGCAGCCUCUCAGCCCACAGCCUCC